AUGUCUGAUUCGGAUGAAUUUCGUUGCUUCAUUGGUGGCCUUGCAUGGUCAACCUCGGAUAGAAAGUUAAAGGAAGCAUUUGAAAAGUAUGGCAAGCUUCUUGAGGCUAAGGUUGUGGUUGACAAGUUCUCGGGUCGUUCUCGUGGUUUUGGGUUUGUCACGUUUGAUGACAAGGAAGCAAUGAAUGAGGCUAUUGAGGCCAUGAAUGGAAUUGACUUGGAUGGUCGAACUAUUACCGUAGAUAAAGCCCAACCUCAAGGAAAUAGAGACGAUGAUGACCGUCGAGGUGGUCGUGACUCACGUGAUCGCAAUCGUGGCCGAGAUUAUGGAGGUGGUCGAGGGUCUAAUGGCGGUGAAUGCUUCAAGUGUGGUAAACCUGGUCAUUUUGCAAGAGAAUGUCCUAGUGAAGGAGGAGAAAGAGGGGGAAGAUAUGGUGGAAGAGAAAGUAGAUACAGCGGUGGCUAUGGUCCUGAGAGGAAUGGUGGCGGGCGUGAUAGGGAUGGUGGCGGUCGUGAUAGGGAUGGUGGUGGGCGUGACAGGGAUGGUGGCGGGCGUGAUAGGGAUGGUGGAGGUCGUGAUAGGGAUGGUGGCGGUCGUGACAGGGAUGGUGGCGGUCGUGACAGGGAUCGUGCUGGACCAUAUGAGCGUCGUGGAUCAUAUGAGCGUCGUUGA
Lathyrus sativus (Indian pea) is the source of this 672-nucleotide messenger RNA. The record is from the annotation of a GenBank genome assembly. NCBI's taxonomy places the organism in Eukaryota, Viridiplantae, Streptophyta, Magnoliopsida, Fabales, Fabaceae.